This is a messenger RNA of Sphaeramia orbicularis (orbiculate cardinalfish), 2940 nucleotides long. It is a transcript of the gene lingo1b, whose product is annotated as leucine rich repeat and Ig domain containing 1b. The transcript has 2 exons. Bases 285 to 2156 code for a protein of 623 amino acids. The record is from RefSeq and is a predicted model, not a curated record. Gene Ontology annotation, molecular function: protein binding. Gene Ontology annotation, cellular component: plasma membrane. Lineage: Eukaryota; Metazoa; Chordata; Actinopteri; Kurtiformes; Apogonidae.
CUGUGUGAGGUGCAGCAUGUAUGUGAGCGUGUGCGCGCCUCCGCCGCCGCCUGUGUUUGCAUGUGCGCCUGUCACUGCUGCCGGGUUUGGCGCAUCUGGAGCGGACCGCGGCUUUUCUCCGAUGCCCCUCACACAACGGAUAGUCCGCGCCGUCCGUACACCCCCUGCCGCCUUCUGCCGUUUGAAUCCGGCCUCAGCUGUGUCCUGCGUGCCCGUCUCCAUGCUGUCGGAGGCAUUUUGAAUUUCCUUGGCAACAUGGAGCUGCGUGCAUUAGAAUUCUCUGCAUGACAGUCCUGGCGAGCAGCGGGAUGGUGUCUGGGGAGGCGGGGGGGCACAGCUACCUGGUGGCGUGCUGGCAGCCCAUCCUGAUCCUGAUGCUGGGCACCGUCCUCUCCGGCUCCACCACCGGUUGCCCCUCCCGAUGCGACUGCAACGCUCAAGAACGUUCGGUUGUUUGCCAUCGACGGAGACUGGCAGCUCUUCCUGAAGGCAUCCCCACGGAAACACGGCUGCUGGACCUCAGCAAGAACCGCCUGAAAACUCUCGGGACUGAGGAGUUCAUUAACUAUCCUCAGCUGGAGGAGCUGCAACUUAACGAAAAUACCAUUUCGUCCAUUGAGCCUGGGGCUUUUGGCAACCUUAUGAACCUGCGGAUUCUAGGUUUGCGAAACAACCAGCUGAAACUCAUUCAGCUGGGUGUAUUCACAGGCCUGACAAACCUCACCCAGCUGGAUAUUAGUGAGAAUAAAAUUGUCAUUCUGCUCGACUAUAUGUUCCAGGAGUUGUACAACCUGAGGGCUCUUGAAGUUGGUGACAAUGACUUAGUAUUCAUUUCACCCCGAUCAUUUCACGGUCUCAGCAACCUUGAAAGCCUCAAUAUUGAGGGAUGCAAUCUGGCCUCAGUCCCCACUGAUGCCCUAAGCCAUCUGCACAACCUGUUGUCACUUCGAUUGCGCUAUCUCAACGUCACUGUCAUACGGGAUUACUCCUUCAAGAGACUGUAUCGGCUCAGAGUGCUGGAGAUUUCUCAUAUGCCUGCCCUGGAUCUGAUGACCCCAAAAUGCUUAUUUGGACUGAACCUCACAUCACUGUCUGUCACAAACUGUAAUCUUACCGCCAUCCCCUAUGAAGCCAUCAGUCAUCUACGGCAUCUUCGGUUUCUGAAUCUGUCUUUCAAUCCCAUUCGCACUGUGGAAGGGAACCAACUGUACAAUCUGCAGAAGCUCCAAGCUUUUCAGUUGGCUGGCGGAAAAUUAGCAUCUAUUGAGCCCUACUCUUUCCGAGGCCUCAAUCAUCUCCGCGUUCUUAACGUAUCCAGCAAUAGUCUGAGCACCCUGGAGGAGUCUGUCUUUCACUCAGUGGGAAACCUGGAGACGCUGGCUUUGUACGACAACCCUCUGGCCUGCGACUGCCGCCUACUCUGGGUCUUUCGCCGAAGGUGGAGGCUCAACUUUAACCGACAGCAGCCCAUGUGUGUUUCACCCGAGAUUGUGCGCGGAAAGGAGUUCAAGGACUUCCCUGACGUUCUCCCUUCUCACUACUUCAUCUGCCGCAAGUCGAAGAUUGUGGAUUAUAAAGUUCAAGAAAGCCAUGUGGAUGAAGGAACUACAGUCCAUUUUGCUUGCCAAGCGGAGGGGGAUCCAACCCCCACCAUAAUUUGGCUGUCCCCUAAGAAGGAAUAUAUUACCACCAAAACUAUGGGCUCACGACUUUCGGUGUCCACUGAUGGCACGUUGGAGGUGCGUUACGCCCAAAUCCAAGACAACGGGACCUACUUGUGCAUUGCGAGUAACGCAGCAGGUAAUGACACCAAAGCUGCUCACCUGUUUGUGCAUAGCUACUCUCCCAAUUGGCCUCAUCAGCCAAACAAAACAUUUGCCUUCAUUUCCAACCAACCCAGCGACGAAGUUGCUAAUGUGACCCGGGCCACAGUUCCAUUUCCAUUUGACGUAAAAACACUUAUCAUUGCAACCACCAUGGGAUUUAUCUCUUUCCUCGGUGUUGUCCUCUUCUGUCUUGUAAUUCUGUUCCUGUGGAGUAGAGGGAAAGACAAUGCAAAGUCCAGUAUAGAGGUCGAAUACGUACCACGUAAAGAGGAAACGGAGGAAGCCAGCCCCACCGAGGCACCAGUACAAUUCAACAUGAAAAUCAUGUGAAGUUUAAAGGAAGUUCAUUUAAGCUUAUGAACUGCAGUCAGGAUGCAUACUAUCCUCGCUUCAAAUACGUACUCAUUUUAUGAGAGAUAUUAAUUGCACAGCAGCAAAAGCAUCUUGACACUAUACCCCAAAACUUUUCUUUUCUUCUUUUUCUUCUUUUUUUUUUUUUUUUUUUUUUUACUUCAGGGACUGACUCUUUAACAUCAAGUGAUGGAUUUCAAAUAUUCUCAUUUCUGUAAAAUUAUAUUGGGAAUAUCCAGUCAGAACAUUAAUGUGCACACAUGAAUACAUGAAAUACUUAAACUACAGGAUUGUAGACCGAUUGCCCCAGUUUAAAUACGUUUACAUGAUAUUUUGUUACCUGAUGUUAUCUUUCAAAAAACGCUAAUUCAGACCUUAAUGUUGUUCAUUGCCUUUUACCUUAAUGGAUUUAAAAAGCACAAUAAUGCACAUUUAGUGGUAGAGUUUAUUUUUCCUCAUAUCAAUGAGUACAAGAGGCAGAUUUUUGAGAUUGAUGAGAAACAAAUGUGGUUUAGAAUAAAUUGUAUUUUGAGAGAAACCCUAUUAUGACAAAUGAUAGCAUUGACAAACAUGUUACAUAAAAACAUAAAUAUCAGGAUCAUUUAUUAUUUUCAUGUUGUAAAUCUUUCAACAAAAACAUUUUGACUUACACAGAAAAGAUAUUUUUAGUGUAAAAAAAAUCAGUUUUACAGUGCAUUGCAGUUGCAAUAAUUGGGGUACAUAAUGAAUCUGGUUACAGUUAAACUGUGCAUUCAAACACACC